Molecule: messenger RNA, 225 nt
Organism: Adineta ricciae
Lineage: Eukaryota; Metazoa; Rotifera; Eurotatoria; Adinetida; Adinetidae
Source: the annotation of a GenBank genome assembly
AUGAUAGAACAUUCAAAUCUUGAAACUUUGUCGAUUGUAUGGUUAGAUAGUUCACACGAUGCAACUAAAACCUAUGCAAAAGCUCAACCGCUGGAUGUUCGUAUGCCGAUCAAUGAUCGGCUUAUUGUAGUAAUUGCUGGCCAACAACAAUUCGAGUCGAUUAAUCGUGUCAAAUCUCUUGUUCAUGUUUUGAUUAUCUAUAUUUGUCCGAAUAUUCAAAGAUGA